Messenger RNA from Menidia menidia (Atlantic silverside), 6988 nucleotides. NCBI's taxonomy places the organism in Eukaryota, Metazoa, Chordata, Actinopteri, Atheriniformes, Atherinopsidae. The record is from the annotation of a GenBank genome assembly.
ACGAAGGAAGGAAGGGGGGAGAGAGUCGAACGGGUCAGGAUGAGGAGCGCGGCAGCGGCAGCGACGCAGAGCUCGACACUGGGAUGGGAAAAGCCAAACGAGAGGACAGCUCCGAGGGGAAACGACGAGGCAUGAGAGACGGCGCCCGGGAGACGUGCUGGAUCGCUCCAACAUGGAGGCAUAGCGACGGUGGCAUACGUUAAAGGGAGAUCAUCUCAUUGUAGCCUAGCAGCAUCAUCAUCAUCAUCCCCAUCAUCCCCAUCAUCACCAUCCGUCCGUUCAACCUGAACGGAGAGGAGGAGAGAGGAGGGGAGAUGGGCUCCCAGGUUGUGCAGACCCUGCGACAGGGAGUGUGGGCAUCCUUGACCGGGGGCUGGUACCACGACCCCGACCAGAACAAAUUCAACAACUCGUGCCACCUCUAUCUGUGGAUAUUCCUCCUGAUGUUGCCCCUGUCUCUCCAUCUGGCCCUGCCACCUACCACCAUGGCUCUGAGCAUCUAUUGCACCUCCAUUACCAUCUUCUUCAUCCUCAUCAAGCUGGCCAACUACCGGCUGCACCUGAUGUUCGAUGAGGGUGAGGCAGUGGUCCGCAGCAGCCUCUCCGACCUCAGCAAAGCUCAGGAGAAAAAGAGUAAUGCCUCGGACUCCUGCCUGCCCGCCAGCAUCAGAAAGAGCAGCACAGUCCCUGACAGUGUUGCCAUGACGACGUUAGCUCGGAAGCGUCCCAGUUCAGUGAUCCAGGUGACAGUGAAACAGACCGAAACUGACCCAGGACUGAUCGGAGUGGACUGUUCAAAGUCAGAGGAGGGGAAAACUGUGGAAGGACAGUACGAGACCGCUUCAGAGCAGCCUGUGGAGGGAAGCCCGCACCGGACCCCCGAUCCGUCUCCAGACGACCUCUCCAGUCCCAAUCCAGACCAGGAUGCCCCGCUGCUGCAGGCCCAGCAGAGGCCCCCGUCCCAAGCCGAGAGGGAAGAGGCGCGCGUCGGGUCUGCAAGUGAGAUCGGAAAAGCGGAUGCAGAAAUAACCGAAAAUGGAGCUGAGAAGGAAGCGGUGGAGAUCCAGAGCCCUUUGCCGGAGAAAGGCAGAGACCAGACAGAGCUUGAGAGGACUGUGGAAAAAGACUUGGAGCAGGAGAGAAUAGAGGAAAGAGAAUUUGAGGAUAAAGAGAGUGCAGACAGGGAGACGGCUGAUGAAGGCUUGCCAUCUUCCAAGGGAAGCGAAGAUGAGAGUGAGGAGUGCAGUGAGGGGCAGAAAGAGACCUCGGAUGCCAACAACAACUCACUUGAGACUCCAAAGGAAGACCAGGAUGAGUUCAUUGACAUGCCAGAGCCUCCCUCACAGGCUGAGCCCGUUGAAGAGACAUACUGUUCGGAUGAGAUCGAGGUGGUGCUGGUGGAUAACUCCAGCUCCCCUUCGUCAGCUCACCUGGAUAACAGCGACACAGUCAAGAUCAUCAUCACUAUGAGCUGUGAUCCUCAGACUGCGGCUCAGCUGGAGGAAAGCGUCAAACAAAGCCUUCUGGAGAAUGCACAGGCUCAGAAGGAUGCUGGGGAAUGCCACAUCAAGAUCCCCGUCAUCACUUUUGAUUCACCUGAGGAGAAGGAGGAGGCUGAGGAAGGAGAGGAAGCGAGUGGCUCGGAGGCUGACCCCGCCGCCACACUGCAAAAGACCGCCAGCCAAAGUGAAGAGUUCCAUUUAUGUAGGGAAACAGCCAGUCCUGGGUCCACCACUCUCGGGUGUCCUGAUCCAGAGCUGGAGCAUCACACACUGCAGAUGACCACUGACAGCACGCCCAGCCCACAGCUGACCAAUGACAACAGCUCAUCAGGCAUCGACGUCCACUCCCACCCAGACGACACUGACCCUCUGGAUCCAAACAUAGAUUCACGAGGAUUCUUGCGUCUGCCGCAAACCAUAGGUCGCUAUGGGCCUGGAGGCAGGACGCACAUCCGAGGGCUGAGCAUGGACAGCGGGAAAGAUGCCGUCCUGCUGUCCGAUCGCUCCCAUAACACAACCACCAUGACUAGCUCCAAAUCAGACCUGGAGGCAAAGGAGGGCCAAAUGCCAAAUGAAUCCAACUUCUCUGAGUUUGUGUCCCUGCUGGGGUCUCUCAGCACGAGAGGAGGAAAUACUGUCAACAAAGAAGCAGAGGGGCCAGUGAACAAGGAGAAACCGGAUGCUGCUGAUGAAGAAAAACAGAGCGCAACUCCUGGGUCGGAUGAGACGAAAACAGAUACCAGCACUGAGAACAGGUCAGAGAGACCAAAGCCACCCACCAGUCUGCCAACCAACACUCUGCAGGCCAUACCGCCCACACACAUCCCCAUCGUCUCCCCUGACAGCCCACAGACGGACAGAGAGAAGGAUCCAGAUUAUGAUUCUCUCCCCUCGCAGACAUCUCAGUCUGAGAGCUCCAUGCUGCAGGUCAUCUGCAGACCCGAGGCCACCAACAAAGAAGAGGCCUACACCUUCCAUACUGUGCACAGAGAUAGGCCUCGCAAGCUGUAUGCAGAGAGGGCGCUCAACCUGCCUCUGGGAGCAGAGCUCAUUACGGGCAACAUGUGUGAUCUCCUGUCAACCUCUUCGAACUCGGAGUGUCAGGAGGGCGUAGCAGGUGGCCACACUGAUUGCCCUUUCCAGCGCCGCAUCAUCCAUGCGCACCGGCUGCGUCCACGACGGACCCAUCCCGAGAUCUUCCAGGAGGAGGACUCUUUGGAUGAGUCGUCGGAGACUUCCACUCAGGAGAAGCCAACCAAAAAAAUUUACUACAAACUCCAGCUGUUUCCCGGGAAAUGGAUCAGUAUUUUAUACGACCGACUCACCCUGCUUGCUCUUUUGGACAGGAACCAAGAUGUUCUGGAGAAUCUGGUCGCAGUCUUCAUGGCUUUCCUAGUUUCCUUUCUGGGUUUUGUGCUCCUUAACCAUGGCUGCUUCAAAGAUUUCUGGGUCUUUCAGUUCUGCCUGGUGAUUGCCAGCUGCCAGUAUUCCUUACUGAAGAGUGUUCAGCCAGAUGCAGCUUCGCCAACACAUGGUCACAACCAGCUGGUUGCCUACAGCCGAGCGGCCUACUUCUGUAUUUUCUGUGCACUAAUCUGGCUGCUGGAGCAGCUGCUGCGGAGGAAGGACCUGCCUGUCUUCCCCCUGUAUGGAGUCACCAUUGUCUGCUAUGACAUACUGCACUUCUCACGAGACCUGCUGGUUGGUCUCACCUACUGCUUUCCGGUCACCUUCCUGGUUGGUCUUCUUCCUCAGAUCAACACCUUUACCAUCUACCUGCUGGAGCAGAUCGACAUGCACUUCUUUGGAGGAACAGCCGCUACAAGCCUAAUCUCUGCAGUCUACAGCCUCCUGCGCAGCCUGAUCGCUCUGUCCCUGCUGUACGGCUUCUGCUUCGGCGCUCUCAAGGAGCCGUGGGAUGAGCAGCACACUCCUGCCCUGUUCUCUGGUUUCUGCGGCCUGUUGGUGGUGUUCUCCUAUCACCUCAGCCGGCAGAGCAGCGACCCAUCUGUGCUGCUAUCUCUGAUCAAGUCAAAGAUAAUGCCCGCACUUGUGGAAAGUGAAGAAGAAGAGGAGCAGGAUGCAGACAUUAAAGACCCCCUGCCUGAAAAACUGCAGAACGCAAUGCAUCUUGGCACCAUGAAGGAGAUUCUGCUGUCGGACAUUAUCGUGUGCUCUGUUGCCUACAUCCUAACCUUUGCCAUCACAGCGAGCACCGUGUUCCUCUCUCUCAAGCCUUUUGUGACCAUCGUGCUGUACGCUCUGGCUGGCACGGUUGGGUUUGUAACCCACUACCUGAUCCCACAGCUCAGGAAGCAUCAUCCUUGGUUGUGGAUUUCUCAUCCAGUUCUGAAAACCAAGGAGUACUACCAGUUUGAACCUAGAGAGGACGCUGUGCUGAUGUGGUUUGAGCGCCUGUACGUGGGCCUCCUGUGCUUUGAGAAGUAUGUGGUCUACCCUGCCAUUGUGCUGAGUGCGCUCACUAAUGACGGCUUCGCCCUCAGUCACCGCAAGAAACUGGGAAUCCACUGUGACGUUCUCCUGACCACGGUCGCCGGACUGAAGCUCCUGCGUUCGUCCUUCUGUGAUCCAAGCUUCCAGUUCCUCACUCUUCUCUUCACGCUUGUUUUUUUCCACUUCGACUGUCCGCAGGCCUCUGAGAGCUUCCUGUUGGACUUCUUCAUCAUGUCUAUUGUUUUCCAUAAGAUGCGCGAGCUGUUGCUGAAACUCCAUUUCAUCCUGGUUUACAUCGCUCCGUGGCAGAUCGCCUGGGGCAGCGCCUUCCACGCCUUCGCCCAGCCCUUCGCCGUGCCUCACUCAGCCAUGCUGCUGCUCCAGACGGUGCUCACCACGGUGUUCUACACUCCAUUAGCUCCCUUCUUGGGCAGUGCCAUCUUCAUUUCGUCUUAUCCGCGGCCCAUCAAGUUCUGGGAGCGGAACUACAAUACAAAGCGUAUUGACAACUCCAACAGCAGGCUGGUGUCUCAGGUGGACAAAGAAACAGGAUGUGAUGAUAACAACCUAAACUCAAUUUUUUACGAGUACCUGACUCGCUCCCUGCAACAUUCACUGUGCGGCGACCUCAUGCUGGGCCGGUGGGGCAAUUACAGCGCCGGGGAUUGUUUCAUUCUGGCCUCCGACUACCUCAACGCCCUGGUGCACCUCAUCGAGAUCGGCAACGGCCUCGUCACGUUUCAGCUGAGGGGUCUGGAGUUCAGGGGAACAUACUGCCAACAGCGAGAGGUGGAGGCCAUCACGGAGGGCGUGGAGGAAGACGACGGCUGCUGCUGCUGUGAGCCGGGCCACCUGCCUCACAUGCUGUCGUGCAACGCGGCCUUCAACCUGCGCUGGCUGGCCUGGGAGGUGAUGGCCACCAAGUACCUGCUGGAGGGUUACAGCAUCAGCGAGAACAACGCGGCCACCAUGCUGCAAGUCUACGACCUCCGAAAGUUGCUCAUCACCUACUACUUAAAGAGUAUCAUCUACUACCUGGUCCACUCUCCCAAACUGUCCACGUGGCUCAAAGAUGCCACCAUUCAGGAGGCGCUGCAGUCCUACACCAAGUGGCACCACAUCGAGCGUGACCCGCAGGUCUUCAGCGUGAAGAUCGAUGAAGACUAUGUGCACUGCCUGCAGGGGGUGACGCGAGCCAGCUUCUGCAACGUCUACCUAGAGUGGAUUCAGUACUGCGCGAGGAAAAUGGAGACGCCUGUGGACUGUGACGAAGACUCCUCCCUGGUCACGCUGUCUUACGCCCUCUCCGUCCUGGGGAGGAGGUCCCUCGGCACAGCCUCGCACAACAUGUCCAACAGCCUGGAAUCCUUCCUCUACGGAUUCAACACGCUGUUCAAAGGGGACUUCCGCAUCGCCACCAAAGACGAGUGGGUGUUUGCUGAUCUGGACCUCCUGCAGAAGGUGGUGGCCCCUGCGGUCAGAAUGAGCCUCAAGUUGCAUCAGGAUCACUUCACAUGUCUGGAGGAGACCGAGGAGGCCUCUAUCUUGUAUGAAGCCAUCACAAACUACCGCAGCAGCUUGGUAAUCUGCCACGAGAGCGACCCCGCCUGGCGGAAGGCCGUGCUGUCCAGCCGCGACACGCUGCUCACCCUGAGACACAUGAUCGACGACGGCACGGACGAGUACAAGAUCAUCAUGCUGUACAAACGCCACCUCAGCUUCAAAGUCAUCAAGAUCAAUAAGGAGUGUGUGCGAGGCCUGUGGGCGGGACAGCAGCAGGAACUGGUGUUUUUACGCAACCGAAACCCGGAGCGCGGCAGCAUCCAGAACUCCAAGCAGGCGCUGAGGAACAUGGUCAACUCGUCCUGCGACCAGCCGCUGGGAUACCCCAUGUAUGUGUCGCCACUGACGACGUCCUACGCCGGCACACACCGGACGCUUCGCAGCAUAGGAGGAGGGGCUUUCAGCCUGGACGCCAUCCGCUCCUGGCUCUGCUCUAAGUGGUUACGGGUGCGUAAGGACAACUUGACCAGCUGCAACAGUGGAGUGAACAUGGAGGAUGUGGACUGCGGUGCAGGUGGCUCGUCCCCACCGAGCCACAACCGCCCGUCCUCCGUCACCUCCAACAGCCUGAGCCUCUACCAGCACCGGACCAGGGCCACACACAGCCACAGACACCACAACGCAGGAAGGAGAGAGUACCGCAGCCGGUCAGUGCAGCCUCAGGGUCAGCGUCCCCCUGUCAGCAGCCAGUCGGGCCCUAUUCUGGACACAGGUUCCACCCACGGGCUUGUCCAGCGUCUCUCCAACAGUCAGCUGUCCUUUAACACCUCCAUAGCCUCUAUAUUCUCCCAGGUCCCACACCUCUCAGGGGCGGGGGGGAUCGGCUCCCAGCACCAGACGGCGCAGCACCAGCAGCGCUCCAGCCAGGUUUCCUCGUCCUCCUCCACACUCAGCCUUCUGUUCGGCAAGCGCAGCUUCUCCAGCGGCCUGGUCAUCUCCGGCCUGUCGGCCGCCGAGGGGGGCAACACCACCGACACACAGUCCUCAUCCAGCGUCAACAUUGCCAUCGGGCCCUCCCACAGGUCCAGCAGCAGAGCCACACAGUGGACAUCAGAGCCAUAUGAGAGUAUAGACGCGACCAAUUCCAAUGGCGCUGCCACAGUGAGAAACGGCACGCAAUCCAUCGACGAGGGCUGCGGCCGCGGGUUAGAUGAGACCCAGGAGGACUCCGAAUCCGACUCACCGGCCCCAAAGCCCAGCGAUCAAAAGACUACCUGAGAGGCGGGAAACAUUUGCACACACACAUACAUAUAUAUGGGAGUGCCCACACUUGCAGUACAAACAUGUACAGACGGAACUGUACGAAGGUAAAUACAAACGCAUACAGACGAUUGUAUAAGAGAGCACCUGUGCACACAAGCCUGCCUACUCUCUCGUCCUCAGCAUGUGGUCUCACCAAGUUGUCUGAAUGUAAAGUCUAAAAUCAUGGUCUUGGAUCUGGAUGAGGAAAUAAAUAUGUUUUUAAAUGA